This is a messenger RNA of Ustilago hordei, 1023 nucleotides long. RefSeq names its product putative Thiamin biosynthetic enzyme. NCBI's taxonomy places the organism in Eukaryota, Fungi, Basidiomycota, Ustilaginomycetes, Ustilaginales, Ustilaginaceae. Gene Ontology annotation, biological process: thiamine biosynthetic process. The record is from RefSeq and is a predicted model, not a curated record. Bases 1 to 1023 code for a protein of 340 amino acids. The transcript has 2 exons.
AUGACUCCUCCAAUCGCCACCUUCGCUCACCCCGCCUCGACCGAGGCGCCUCCCGCCGUACACCCCUCCCACCCCUCCAAAGGCACGUUUACCCAUCGGACGCCUUCCACCUUCACCCAGCAUGUUCCCAUCCCCGCCGGUUCUGAACCGAUCGAGGACUUCUCAGGCAACUACCGUUUCGCCCCUAUCAAAGAAUCGCAUACCUCUCGCGCAAUGACUUCGCGCUAUAUGGCUGAUAUGCUUUCUUGUGCCGUAUCCGACAUUGUCAUCAUCGGUGCUGGUUCUGCUGGUCUAACGUGCGCCUACACGCUCGCCAAGUCUCGUCCCGACCUCAGCAUUACCAUCUUGGAAGCCAGUGUUGCUCCUGGAGGAGGAGCUUGGUUGGGAGGUCAAUUGAUGAGUGGAAUGGUGAUUCGCAAGCCUGCUCAUAACCUCUUGGUCGAACUAGGUGUGCCUUUUGACGACCAAGGUAGCUAUGUUGUUGUUAAACACGCAGCUUUGUUCACCUCGACUCUUAUGAGUAAGCUACUUGCCAUGGAUAAUGUGAAACUCUUUAAUGCCACUUGUUGCGAGGAUCUCAUCAUCAAGAAAGACAGCCAAGGCGUCCAGAGGGUUAAUGGCGUGGUAACCAACUGGACACUCGUUACAAUGGCUCACGGUUUACAAAGCUGUAUGGAUCCUCAAACCAUCACAGCUCCUGUCGUUAUUGGCGCCUGUGGUCAUGAUGGUCCCUUUGGCGCCUUCUCUGUCAAACGUCUCUCUUCUGCCGGCCUGAUUAAACUGGGCGACAUGAGACCUAUGGAUAUGAACCAUUCCGAAGGUCUAAUCGUAAACAACACAAGAGAAGUCUUCCCAGGCCUCAUCGUCAGCGGCAUGGAACUCUCCGAACACGACGGACAUCCCAGAAUGGGCGCCAGCUUCGGCGGCAUGAUCGGUAGCGGUCAAAAAGCUGCCUAUGAGGCUAUCAAGUUGUUCGAUAGUCUCGAGAUCCACGACGGCGAAGUAGUUUGUACUAAGCACUAA